Molecule: messenger RNA, 957 nt
Organism: Coccomyxa subellipsoidea C-169
Lineage: Eukaryota; Viridiplantae; Chlorophyta; Trebouxiophyceae; Coccomyxaceae
Exons: 6
Coding region: 72-650 (192 amino acids)
Source: RefSeq, a predicted model, not a curated record
CUCCAAUACGGGAUAAGUGACUCCGCUCAAGGAUCUGGUGUGAGCAGAACUGUGACUGACAGACAGCCACGAUGAGUUUCCGCAUCGUAUUGACCUAUGCCUUGAAUCUUUUCUUUGGGUUGCUAUACCCCACAGCAAAGUCUGUUGAGGCGGUAGAGAGUGGAGACAAUGGUCAUGACGAUGCACAGUGGCUCAUGUACUGGGUCAUCUACACACUCCUCCUCAUCGCAGAGACCCUGCUCUGGCCAGUCCUGAAAUGGGUGCCAUUGUAUGCAGAGGCAAAGGCCAUCCUGCUGGCAUGGCUGGUGCUGCCCCACUUCAAGGGGGCCACCUGGGUGUACGAGACCAUCAUAGGCCCUGGAUCCACGAAGCUGCGCGCAGAGCUCCACAAGAUUCCAGCUCUCGAGCGGUUCUGGAACCAGGAGGACGCAGCGCCUGCAAAGGCGUUGACUCCUGAGGAGGAGGCCAGGUCGGUGGAGGAGCGCAAGACCAGAGUCACGCUGACUGUGCAGGAAGCGCGCGACGCUCUGGUCAAGAAGCUCGAUGACAUAGACCGCAUCCCGGAUCUCAAGGCCAAGCAGAAGGCGCUCAGAUCUUUCGACAAGGAGCUUGCCAAGAUGGCAAAAGUGGGCGACAAGAAGAUCGUUUGAUUGACGCCAACAGCUUUCCUGCCGGACAGCUCUCCUGACACGAUGGAGAUCAAGCACUUCUGUGUGAGACGUGCAGCCAAUCAAAAUUAAUAAGAUCAAUCUAAAUGUAGCCUCGUAGCAAAUGAUAUUGAAGGAUCAUGAUGACAUCUAAGAGAUACUUUAGACACUAUAUCAAUGGCCAUCACAUGUCUGGGCCGUUUCCAGGGUCUUGUAGGGCCUGUCAUGAAAGACCGCUAUGUUGACUCAGUUCUGCACUGCCCUGUGCUACUGAAGCUCAAUAUUUGCCUUGUAAAGUAGUUGCAACACA